CUCUACACACCUUAUCGCUCUCGAGCAGGCGCGUAACCACGUUGCGCUAUCCACGGUAUCUAAAGAAAUAACAAGCUCAGGCGAGAGCUGCAUCACAAGCGUUUGUGGCGUGUUUGUUCCUAGGUAUGCAGUCGGACAUCAGAAAGCAAGAGUCUUUCUGUUUACAGAGAAGACAAAAAGGAUGAAAUGCAACCACCCGAGCCGGUUUGGGACACUUUAUGUGAUAUUUUGCGCCAUGCUGGCAUCUUCAAUCGUCCAUGGCGCACGAUAUUUCGAAAGAAAAGUGUCUACGCUACUGAACGAGGUGCCAGAAAACCCAAAGUGCUUUGCUGAGGGCAGGAAAGACUUCACAUGCUUCUGGGAGGAAGAUGAGGAGAGGGCCGGAUCUGUGGAUCAGUACUCUUUCACAUACACCUACCAAAAUGAACACAGCAACAGAUGCCCAUUGAGAGUCCUACAUGCAGCAGGCGGGAAGAGACUGUUCAUGUGCCAUCUGAACCGAACCCAGAUGUUUGUCCAAAUGGACAUACAGGUUCUCCGAGAGGGAACUCUGAUCCACAACCGCAGCCUUCUUGUUGAGCUUGUCUUUCUUCUAGACCCUCCAGCUAAUGUGACAAUAAGCCGCCCAGGUCAUCAAGGCCAGCUAUAUGUUAGCUGGAUGCCCCCCCCUCUGAAGUACAUGGAUGACAGCAUGAUCUACGAGGUCAGCUAUGCUACAGCUGACAGCCACGUGUGGCAGGUAGAUGUGGCAAAAGCCAGCUCAAGCAUGAUCUUGAGAGGUUUGCAGCAAAGUACAAAUUACAAGGUGCGAGUCCGUGUGAAACUGGAUGGGAUUAGCUACAACGGCUUUUGGAGUGCCUGGAGUGAUCCUGUGUACAUGGAAACACUGCCUGCAGAACUUGACCUACUCAUCGUGUCCCUGACUCUCAUCAUCUCUUUCAUCCUCAUUGUGGUGUCCCUCACAAUACUCCUGUACCAUCGCAGAUUUCUUGCAAAGAAAAUUUGGCCAAAUAUUCCAACUCCUGACCGCAAGUUCCAAGGUCUUUUUACUGUCUAUGGUGGAGACUUUGAGGAGUGGUUGGGCCAGUCCAAUGGAGGCUUCAGGUUGACUAGAGGUUUUUUCAACUCAGAAGAAUGCCCUUCUCCCCUGGAAGUCCUCUCAGAGCUGAGCCUGUGCCCCUCACUGCCUUCCCCGCCUCUGCCACCAAAGGCCUCGAGGGCUUUGACCACAGGAGCAAAGCACACCAUGGAUGUAAAGAAAAGGCUGGAGAAGAGAGAGACAGCUGAAAUGGUUGAUUCAGCUGGGACGGAGGGAUGGAGAGCCCCGCCACAUGAUCACUGGCUAAUGGACUGUUUACGGGCGCUCCAACAGGACACAGUUCCCAGCUCCCAGUCCUCCAUUCUGGAAUCUCAAGAUGCAUAUGUUACCCUCAGUGCCAAUAACUGCAGCAACAAUGAACACCUGGAUGACAUUCUAGAGGAGGCGUCGCCCCUUGAGGCGCUUUUUGCCUCCAGAAAGACAGUGUCUUCUCAAUCUCAUUCUGACCUGGGAUCUGUUCAGCAGAGCUCCGGGUCAGGUCGACUAUCAUCGCAGUCCAGCUUUGAGUACCCAAACCAUACCUGGAUGCCUAGAGGCCCUGCAGAAUGCACCUACAUGGCAGUGGCUGACUCAGGGGUCUCUAUGGAUUACAGCCCCAUGAGCAGAGCAGAUGACAUUGGAAAAAUGGUUAUCUAUGCCAAUGAUUACAAGAAUGACAUCCCUGCUCAUGUGAGACCAUUCUUGUUGAGGCAGCAUCCUUUCCACGAUGUUGACAGCUGAGAGGCAGUAAGGCUGGACAGUUUGAACAUGGACUGGGGCUUAAAACAAUUAACUCUCUCUCUCUCUCUCUCGGGGCACUGGUGGCGCAGUGGUUAAUGCGCGUGCCUCAUGUAUGGAGGCUAUAGUCUUCAAAGCGGCCGGCCCGGGUUCGAAUUCAGCCUGUGGCUCCUUUCCCGCAUGUCAUUCCCCUCUCUCUCGCCCUGAUUUCCAACUCUAUCCACUGUCCUAUCUCUACAUAAAGGCACAAAAAGCCCAAAAGAAAUCUUUAAAAAAAUUAA
Labrus mixtus (cuckoo wrasse) is the source of this 2097-nucleotide messenger RNA. It is a transcript of the gene epor, whose product is annotated as erythropoietin receptor. The transcript has 8 exons. Gene Ontology annotation, molecular function: protein binding; cytokine receptor activity. Lineage: Eukaryota; Metazoa; Chordata; Actinopteri; Labriformes; Labridae. Gene Ontology annotation, cellular component: external side of plasma membrane; membrane. The record is from RefSeq and is a predicted model, not a curated record. Bases 182 to 1819 code for a protein of 545 amino acids. Gene Ontology annotation, biological process: cytokine-mediated signaling pathway; hemopoiesis; positive regulation of cell population proliferation.